Stylonychia lemnae is the source of this 462-nucleotide messenger RNA. Lineage: Eukaryota; Ciliophora; Spirotrichea; Sporadotrichida; Oxytrichidae. The record is from the annotation of a GenBank genome assembly.
AUGUCAGGUCUUAGGUAUUUAAUAAUUCCUCGCUUAACUAUUUCAGUGAAGAUUGGUUACAACUUUCAUGAAGAUGGAACUAUCAGUGGUUACUGCAUUCCAAAAAUACAUGAGACAUUCCCAGGGAUCCCUGAAAACAUUUACCUCUAUAUAAACAUAUUGUUCCACGUAAUUGCAAUUGGAACUCAAAUCACCAUAACUCUUUUCAUUCUAAACACUAUGAUUAAAAGUAUGAAUGAGAAAGGAGCUUCUAAGGCUACUGUCAUCAACUUUUGUAUAAAUUACACCGCAACUAUCUUUUUAGCUUCAUUGCUUUUCAAUGAUUCGAUAACUCUUAAAAAGGUUAUUGGAGUUACCUUUAUAGUCUUUGGGACUUCCUUAAUAGCUAGUAUUAAGGAGGAAGAUCAUAAGAAAGUAAUAAAAUAUGACAUUGUGGAAUCCGAUUCAGUCAAGACUGUCUGA